This is a messenger RNA of Pseudophryne corroboree (corroboree frog), 2756 nucleotides long. It is a transcript of the gene C7H2orf69, whose product is annotated as chromosome 7 C2orf69 homolog. NCBI's taxonomy places the organism in Eukaryota, Metazoa, Chordata, Amphibia, Anura, Myobatrachidae. The record is from RefSeq and is a predicted model, not a curated record. The transcript is spliced from 3 exons. Gene Ontology annotation, cellular component: mitochondrion. The coding region runs from base 500 to 2440 and encodes 646 amino acids.
CAGCCGGUGUAAUGACGUGCUGCUGUGCCCGCCGCGGGGGAGAGCGCAGCGGCUGCACCACGUGGUCUACUUCCCGGGGGACGUGCAGCGUCACCGACACAGCUGUGCAACCUCACAAGGCAGAACUUGCCGAGCCUGAGCAAUUGAUCAAAGAGCAUCAGGAUAAGAGCCGUACAGUCACAGAGAACAUACUACGGAAUAAAGCAUAAAUCCAGGAGAUGGCCCAGAGCAUCAGGAGGCCUAGCAGAACCGACACAUCCUUUUCAGGUCGGAGACAAAGUCGUUGUGAAAGUGCUCCCGAGGAAUAAAGGUCCAGGAGAUUUCACCUAUGGUCCAGAGACGGAAGUCGUGGCAGUAACCAGAACGGCUGUACUUACUGAAGAGGGGCCCACGUGGAUACACGCAUCCCGAGUGAAGAAGAUACCCAGCCCAUAUCACGAAGCAAGUCCAGGAGAUUCCAGCGAGGUACUAACCGGGGCAGACAGCCCUGACCUCCAACAUGGAGAAGCAGGUGAUGCAGAAGAAGAAGAAGACGUCUAUCUAUGGCCAGGGGACUAUGCCGAUAGCCCUCAUGGUCCUCAUUUACCAAGCCACAGCUGAAGUAGACAUCACACAAAAAUCCGGCACCUAUACAUUUUGGUAUAACUCCUCAAACACUGAGGUUGCCACCUACAAAAUAGAUUUCUGUACCAUUGCUCCCUGUGUUAACAAACAUUAUGCCUGGAAGUGUGAUCAGUAUGGAACACGUAAUACCCCCACUGAAGCCUAUAUUUGUGUUACUAGCAAAUAUUGGGGAAAUAAAUGUGCGUAUUGGGGAUCAGUGGGAUGGAAUUCUGGUCAUAGUUAUGGAUAUCAGCCCAAGGAGGCUUUCUCAAGUAAAGACAAACAUGGCGAGUCCCUGCUUACCCGUCUUACCCUUUAUAGACAAAACAGAUGUGAUAGUAAAUUCAUGUUAAGCAUAAAACAUCCCCAGUCUACUGAUGCAGGCACCUAUGUCCUGGGUGAAUCCUUUUUUAUAAAUCCAUCCCUUACACAAUUCUUGUUGCAGGAUAUGUUUAACAAUGAAAAGUAUGCCCAGCUCAAGUCCCCUAAACCACGCCCCAACCUCUUGAAACCUCAUAUAGCUACCUUCAAGGAUAUGAUAGCCAUUAACAAUCCCACCCUUGAAGACACCCUAGCUAUUGAAACUGGUUUCUCUGACAUCAAUUUCUGGUUAGAAUGGAUGAAAUAUAGCGCCAAUAAACAUAAUAAAAGUAACUGCUAUGUUUGUGGCAGAUCUAGGCCUCACCUAGGCACCGUGCCCCUUAAUAUACCCCUAGAACAAGAAAGUUGUUUUUUCAGCCUUUACAACGGCACCAAAAUCAAUGACAGCCAAUGUGAAAUGUGGAAAAAGGAAUACCCCAUACUCUCAAAAAACCCCAACCUUGGUAACACAAUAACCAUAUACCCAGGUAACUACACCUGCUACAACUCCACUAGCCACUCUGGCAAGGAUUUUAAAAAUUUUCCUCCUGGAUACUGCUCAGAAACACGUAACACCAUCCUAGUUAAUCAAACCAAGUCCCUAGGGGACAUUUAUUAUAUCUGUGGAGAUUUAAAACUCAGAACUAGAUUAAAUAUCCCAUGGAAAGGUCAAUGUGCCUUAGCCAAAAUAAUUAUGCCAUUACACAUACUCCCAACUAAUGAAGGUUCCCCUACCUCAAACACUGCUCCCACACAUAGAAGAAAAAGGGAAACUCCAAUAGGUAGCUUCGAUCCACAUGUUUAUAUUGACACAAUUGGGGUCCCAAGAGGGGUGCCAGACGAAUUCAAAGCUAGAGAUGAAGUAGCUGCAGGAUUUGAAUCCUUAAUCCCUAUAAUAACUGCCAAUAAAAAUGUUGCAUGGAUCAAUUAUAUCUACUAUAACCAACAGAGAUUCAUUAAUGAUACCAAAGUUGCACUCAAAGGUAUAGCUGAACAAUUAGAAGCCACCUCUCAAAUGACAUUCCAAAACCGUAUGGCCUUAGACAUGAUACUGGCUGAAAAGGGUGGAGUUUGUGUCUACAUAAAACAGGUAGAAGGAUGUUGUACCUUUAUCCCUGACAACACAGGGCCAAAUGGUAAAGUUACCCUAGCCAUAAAAAAACUAGAUGAUUUAUCCAUAGAGCUAAAAAAGAAUUCAGGUAUUGAUAACCCAUGGAGCCAAUACUUUGGUUGGUUUGAAAAUUGGAAACAGGGUCUUGUUCAACUAGGAAUCUACAUAUUAAUUGUGAUAGCAAUUUUUUGUGUUGUUUUCUUUUGCAUUAUACCCUGCUGCAGAAAACUCGCCACAAAAGGUAUUGAAAACUCGCUUAUGUAUGAAGCCGUCUUUACAAUCCCUCCUAACUCCCCUGCAGCCUAUAAGCAAUACCUAACUGAAUAUAGAAAUAAAAAGCUCCAUGUACAGAAUCAUGUUAUUUAAAUAUAUGAUUCUAAGAGGGGAUUGAAGGGUUAAACAUGCUAUAUGAAUUGUUUUUGUGUUUGAAUAGACACGUACGCACUCUCUACAAGAUGCCUUUGUCUGUUCAUAUAAUAUAAGGCUUGUGUGUGUCUUAUCUUCAAGGACAAUUACAUACCAGAUCAAAACUGUUACUUCUGUGUGUUACUAAAAUAUCCUGCAUGUAAUGUCGUAUGCUACUUCUAUUUAUCCAAUCAUAUGCUUGCACAUAUUGUAUACACCCAUGUUUCUUUUCUAUAUAGUACGCUGUAAUUUAUUAAAUAAACAGAGUAAUUCUUAA